UUAAUACAAUUAUACACUUACACAAACAUACCUGACACACAUACCGAUUUCUUCCUAUGCAUCCCGUUAAACACUACAACUACAAAAUACAACAGUUACAUCAUAGUAAAAUCACAAGGAAGUAACUAACAAUUAAUUUUUACUUUACUGUUUGUUCCUCAGCAGAUAUUUCAGUGACUAAUUUAACCUGUAACGACAGUAGUAUUGUGAAUGUGGCCUUUAUUUUGAAAAAUAUAUCAGCUUUAAUUUUGAAAACAGGAAGUGGUAAUUAUGUUAGUGGGCGCUAGUGGAGUUCGAAGCCGGAAGAAUUUGUAAACAGAGGGUUUUUUUCUGAAUAAAACAGAAAGCAUCGACCGCCAUGGGAUAAUUAACAGUGAAAUGACAAUAUUCAGGUGACGAAGACGAAGGAAGGAGAACACGAUGGAGGACGAAGAGUGGUCACAGCUCGAAAGGAACCCGGACUGGAUGUCCUCUCUGCCCGAGGAACUGCUGGAUGUCCCGCUGUGGAACUUGGCCAUACCCGGAAGCCAUGACAGCAUGUCUUUCUGUCUGGAUGAGUCCUCACCUGUGCUGAGAUCAGAGUCCUGCCUCCUCAGAGUACUGGACAGUCUGUUUCCCUGCUGGACUCGUCCCUGUGUUUACCGCUGGGCCACCACACAGCAAUCAGUCCUCAGUGAUCAGUGUGAUCUCGGGAUUCGAUUUUUGGACCUACGGAUCGCCAGGAAGCCAUCAGGAGGCAGCGAAUUAUACUUUGCCCAUGGCAUCUACACACUAAUCUCCGUCAAGGAGGCUCUGUAUGAGCUCACUGCCUGGCUGGAUGCUCAUCCUAAAGAGAUUGUGAUCAUUUCAUGCUCGCAUUUUGAUUCGCUGAGAGAUGAAGAUCAUGUCUGUCUUGUGGAGAGCAUCAUCACACUGUUUGGAGAAAAACUAUGCUUCUCACAGGACACACCUACUCUGCGCUCCUGCUGGUCCAGAUGUCAGCAGGUCAUCGUUUCCUAUGGAAACAAGCAGGUGGUGCCGCAGCAUCCUGAGCUGUGGACUGAAAUACCAUACUGGUAUGCUGACAGUCCAAACCCUAAGAAGGUGAUCACUUAUCUGGAGGACCAGAAGCACAGAAGAAGACCCGCUGGUUUUUACGUCAGCGGCCUAAACCUGACAGAAGAUGCACCUUACGUUGUCCUCCAUCCCCUUCAGAGCAUGAGGAAGAUGACGAAGAAGGCUCUUUGGAUGUUGCUGAGCUGGACGGGCGAGCAGCAGCCAGGGCCUGAAGACGGUGAAGUCAACAUCAUCUGCUGUGACUUUGUGGACAUCAGUCAGUUCUGCUCGCUUGUAAUUGGUCUGAACUACAAACUAGUGGGCGGAGCCAGCAGGCUUGCCACUCGUUCAGGUUUUUAGAAAACCGGGAUGUGCAACUGACUGUGUCUGAGAUACAGCAUACAAAACACACCUUCACUCAAUGUCACACACACAAAACAAUGUCAUCCUGUUCACACUGGAUGUAUAUUACUGGAUAUAUUAUCUGAUAGCAAUUUCACACUGCACAUCACCAAUACUAUCUCAUCAUAUAAAUACAUGAAGCCCAUGUUUUUACUCCUGUCUUUUGCACAUUACACACAAGAUUAUUACUGCUUUCUGUUUAAACUGCACAUAUCCAUUCACAUAUACUUUAUUUUCAGCAGUAUAUACAACUUUUUUUAUUACACAAUAAAGUGUAGUUGCAAACUGUAAGCACAGUUUAACUGAUGUGAAAAUAUAUUUUUAUUAUAAUUGUGUUGCCAUAUUGUCAUUCAUUUUCUGUCUGUUUAUGCUCCAUCUGUACUUAAUUAUACUUUUUUUGUAAUUUAAAAAAAAUGUUUGGCAUCUGGAUUGAUGACGUUGUUGCAUUGUGUAAAUAAAUAUUUAAAAAUUACUCGAAUAACUGGUGACUAUUUUUGCUGCUUUUUAGUAAAUAACAGCAAAUUAACAUUCCUCCUUUUUUAUAAUAUGCAUCAUUAAUGAUUCUAAAUUCAUUUAAGGAGGUUGUAUUAGUGUACGGGUAUUGAAUGUUCAUUAAAAGACUAAUUAGGUCUUAAUCUCCCCUCACACAGUGGUUAGUCAUUACACAGUGGAAUCAUUUUCCUGCAUCAAUUUAGGUUAAUGAUAAACAUGAAUGUUUUUUUAUGUUUUUGUGCUAGAAUUGGGGGGGAAAGCAUGGAUCUUUAAGAUUAAAUGCACACAAAUUAAUACUCUGCUGCCCCCUUUGGGCCAAAUAAAGAAGUGAUUCUAUCAUGUCUAUAAAGCAGCGCUCUCAAACUCAAAUGACUUGGGGGCUGGUCAGUUGGGGGCCUGUCAAUUGAAAAAAUUAUAUUUGUGAUAAUAUUUUACACAGAUGAUGAUAUGCUAUGAUAUAUAGUUCACAACAAACACACAUUUAAUAAGACAUUAAAACUUGAUUUUAAGUGGCACAAAAGGCCUACAGGCUUUCUUUCCUCCCUUAAAUGAAAAAGAGCAGUUAGUGUUGAAAGACAGACAUUUGCACUUUGAGAGGCCCG
Messenger RNA from Solea solea (common sole), 2531 nucleotides. RefSeq names its product PI-PLC X domain-containing protein 1-like. Gene Ontology annotation, biological process: lipid metabolic process. NCBI's taxonomy places the organism in Eukaryota, Metazoa, Chordata, Actinopteri, Pleuronectiformes, Soleidae. Bases 421 to 1395 code for a protein of 324 amino acids. Gene Ontology annotation, molecular function: phosphoric diester hydrolase activity. The transcript has 7 exons. The record is from RefSeq and is a predicted model, not a curated record.